Messenger RNA from Diatraea saccharalis (sugarcane borer), 3838 nucleotides. The record is from the annotation of a GenBank genome assembly. Lineage: Eukaryota; Metazoa; Arthropoda; Insecta; Lepidoptera; Crambidae.
GUUGUGUCAUGUCAUCGUAAUAUUACUCUUCAUCAAAGGACUAAAAGUGAUAAAAAAAUCAUAAAACUGCAAAGAAAAGUUUAUCACUGCACUGGAAAACUCUUAGUUUAACGUAACCACAAUGCAUUGGUACGGCGGGAGCAUCGCUGAAGCAGUAAAUUUAUCGAAACAGCGGAAUGCAAUAUUCGUCGUCUUCGUCGAAGGUGAUAAUGAUCUGUCUACCGAAAUGGCGGCAACAAUAGACGACACAGAUGUAGUAAAAAGGCUUUCUGAUGAAAACAACUUCUUAGCUGUGAAACUCAAGAGCGGAUCUACUAAUUAUACACAUUUUGCCCAGAUUUACCAGUUUGUGCCGGUUCCAUCGUUAUUCUUUAUAGGUAGGAAUGGUACACCUCUCGAAGUGGUAUGUGCUGGAAUCCAGGCUGGUAACCUUGCAACUAGAAUCGACAGGAUAUUACAGGAACACCGCAAAGAAAAACAGCCCAAUCAGUCGCCCAGUUUGGUCAGCUCUGCUCCCUCCGUACAGCCAUCUACUUCUACGCAGAAUAUAAAGGAACAGACAGAAGGCCUACUGCGCUCCGAAGCUACUGUGGCAACCGCCCUAGUAGAACAGACGCCAGCUAAACAGGAACCAGAAUCUUCUGGGCCGGCAGCGAAGAUUCAGAAGACUGAACACCACGAGGUGACCAAGUCUGGUCAGGAGUACGACGUGGUGUGCGAUGGUGAUGUGUGCGUGCGUAAACCAAGACUGACCAAACCUGACGAGGCUGGACCCAGUCAAAGAAUAGAAGUUGAAGCUUCUACGCCACAGACAGAAACACCUUCAGCGGCGCUCUCAGAAGAUACAGUCAGUAUGGAAGAGAAAUUAGAGAAAGCCAAAGAGCUGAUCGAAGCGAGAAGAAGGGAGAAAGCGGAGAAAGAGAAAGAGCUUGAAAAACAGAAGGAAAUCGAGCGAAGAUCACAAGGACAAGGUGUAGCUGAGUUGAAGAGAUGGCAAGCUGAACAAGAACUGAAACAGAUACAGGAGGAACGCAAACGUGAAAAAUUAGAGAACAACUUGGCGCGUCAACGUAUAUUAGAACAGAUCGCUCAGGACCGCGCCGAGCGACAAGCCAGAGAUCAACAAGCGACCGUCGCUCAGGUCGCUCAAUCCACGCCAGUUACCACAUCAGGUGAUGGCGGCUCGAGGGCCCGGGUUCAGUUCAAGCUACCAGACGGAACAUCUCACACAGCACAUUUCGAUGCUGACGGUACACUCGCCGAUAUACAACGAUAUAUAGCGGACAACUUACAGCUGCCGACAUCUUCGUUUUCCAUAUGGACCGCGUUCCCUCGGCGAGAAUUGGUAGAGACCGAUGAAACUCUCCGUAGACUCGAACUGGCGCCGUCUGCCGCUCUACUGAUAUUGCCGCGGCGGCAACCGGCACAGGUCGCCGCACCCGGCGCGUUCGCAUCACUCGUCGCGUUAUUAACACAAAUCUUCACAUCAUUCGUGCUGCAACCGUCGCAACUUGUUUACGAUUGGCUUCGCACGCGCUUAUUCGGCAAUCCGCCUACCGAAAGUCCUUCAUCCCCACCACCGAGGCAGUCAUCCCCCCCACCCAGCAUCCGCCGUAGAGGCAACAUCCACAGACUACCAGGCGAUAGAGCGGCUGAUGACGAUAAUAACACCUGGAAUGGAAACUCUACGCAACAGAUGUAGAUUAAAUCACUGUGUGUGACGAAGACAGUUAUAUAUAUCUUUCUUUUUAAUUCAAAAUAUAUAUAUAUUUUUAAAAUCCGUGAUAUUAUUUCAGAUUUUUCAUAUUCCAAACACUUUUUUGUUGUGUAUAAAACCGACUACUAAUAUGUCAAUGAUUACGACAAGUAUAUACAGGGCUAUUUUCAAAACAUCAGCGAUCUAUGACUAUUCAUAAGCAAAGACUUUCGGUCAUUCAUUUAUACAAAAAUCUAAUUUAAUUUUAAACUGUUCGAAUGUUAAUACUACGCGUAAUAAAAACAAGUACUUUAAGCAGUACGUAACCGUAGCAUUGGUAUUUGUUUAUAAAUAAAAAUAUUGACGUCUAAGAGUCAUGACUGUAUAAUAAAAUCAUAUAAAGUUUUAUUUGUUCAAAGUAUCGAGUUAUGGUUAAUAUCGUGUUUGAUCUACGAGUUAUCGUUUAUGAUUCUGAAAGGAUGCAAGCGCUUCUAUACUAAUAUUAUAAUGAAGAAAGAUUUAUUUGUAUUUUCAUUGAAUAAGCUCCGAAUGGACUGGACCGAUUCGACUAAUUAUUUUAUCAUUAGAAUCAUUAUUAACAUAGACGAUAGGAUAUUUUCACAAACGUUAAGAGAUAAGUAUAUAGAAAAUAUCCUUGCGAAGCUGGGGUUGGCCGCUAGUUGGAAAUAAACCUGUAUUAGUUGACUUUUUCAUUUCUAUUUGAAACGAUACUUUUGUGAUGUUAGAAAUAUUUUUAAGCGUAUAUGAUCGUCAAAGAUAGGAAGCCGAAGGCUGCGACCAGGACAGGUAUACAAAAUUUCUUACUAGUAGAUGUAAGAAAUACAAAUAAAUGUAACAAGUUUUGUAUAUCUGCCCUGUUACAAUAAAAAAAAAGAUGUUUUAAAUUAGAUAUGGUAUUAUUGUAAAUCAUUUACACUGUCACAUAAUAUGGCCAUAUUUAUAAUAUUAUUUUUAUUGAUUUAUUUAAUUUUUUAUAUUGACUAUGAAACUGUAAACUGUGUUAUUUUUGAAGGGUUAAAGUUGCCACAGGAUUUGGCAAUCAUGUAUAUAAGAUUUCUUUACACAUGGAAUUUUGUAAGUCUAUUUGGGAUUAAUACACAGAAAGGUGUUAGUAUUUGAAAUAUUUAAGUAUUCGAAUGGUUUGUAGAAAGAUAUUCGAUAAUUAAAUGUUAAAAUCAGACAAAUUAUGCAUGCUAUGGUGAUGACCAGAUGACAGCUAUCAACUCCCAAGAUAACUAGCGCCAUUCAGUUUAAAUAAAGAAAGAAAAAGUUUAUUGACCACACAGUUAUGUAUUUACAUUAAAUUCAAUUUCUUAAUUAUUGGCUUUUACAUGCCAUUCAUCAUUCCAAUAUCACCUGGCAAUUACACGCAAGGUGUACAGUUUCGUUCGCUUCCUUAGGUACGGAUCGAUGUGCUAACAACUUUAAAAGUGUAAAAUUGUUACAAUGAUUAUAACCCUAAGCGCAUUGAGAUUAGAGCUCAGAAUUGAUUUUGGAAAUUGUUGAAUUCUGUAUAAUAAAAAAAUUGGUUUGUGGGUUUUCUUAAUACUUUUUAUAAAAUUUCGCGUUUGAGUCACAUUUCUCGCAUAAAAUAUUUGAUCGUCUCAUAAGACUCACUUAAUUUCUAAAUAAAUUUUUCACUGCACUGCACUGAGUACUAGACAAAAAUACCUAAUUAUAAAUACACAUGCAUUAUAUUGUAUGCUAAUAAAACAAAUUUAGGUCAAAUUAAAAUUAGUGUUGGUUUUCCCAAUAAAUGUUUCGAGAGAAUUUUCUUAAUACAUUUUAAAAUUACGAAUAUAAUGUAGGUAGACAAAUGUAGUUCCAUUUCAAAGCGUGUUGAAAGAUUCCAAAGUGCUUUAAUUAGCUUGUUUGAAUAUUACAUUUCAUUUCAUUAAUUCUCUCUUGGAAAGAAAAUUUAUUAACAGUUUUAUAGUAUAGUUAUAAACCAUUCAGUUAAAUAUUACUCGACUUUGUAAUAUAUUAUGGAUAUUAAUAUAAAUAAAAUAAAUGAUUUGUUACUGAUAUAUAUGGUUUUUAUUUUUCUACUAGAUUCCGUGAUAUUUUGCUAGAAAUAUUUAAGCGUGAAUUUAGUUAUUAUUACAAAUCUGAUCCAUUCAA